GAUAUAAUAAGACCUUCUCUUCAGCAAGUCACGCUUCCCUCCAGUUUUUACAAUAUUUUAGGGUUUCUCCUUCAUGUCAACAGCAAAUCGCUUCAACAGCAAGGGAAAUUGUGGAUUGAACUUGAAAAUUUUUCUAUUAAAUUGCAAUUUUUUCUCAAGAUAAUGAGCAAGAAAGUGACACAAGAUAACAAUAGCGAAAAGGCUAAAUGGGAUGCAAAAAUAACAGAAUUGUUUUUAAAUUUAUGUGUGGAAGAAAUUACUGCUGGAAAUCGUCCUGGCACUCAUUUUAGCAGAAUAGGGUGGUCUAACUUGGAGCAAAAAUUUAAUGACAAGACUGGAAAAAACUAUGAUAAGACCAAACUGAAGAACAAAUGGGAUAGUUUGAAACUUAUUUGGAAAGAUUGGGAUACUUUAGUUGGAAAGGAGACUGGCUUAGGAUGGGACUGCGAGAAAAAGAUGGUUCAAGCGAGUGUUGAAUGGUGGAGUAGGAAAAUAAAGGAGAGCCCAAAUGUAGAGAAAUUCAGAGAUAAAGGUUUACAAUGUCGAGAGUUGAUGGAAAUUUGUUUUAAAGAUGUUGUUGCCACUGGCGAACAUGCAUGGGCGCCAUCAUCUGGAGUUUUACCCGAUAACAUACAUGGAAGUAAUUGGUUUCAACCUGAGAAACAAUUUGAGUUUGAAACUCCAACAAGUAAUGAGGAGCUUAUUAUGGAGGAUGACUUAAGAAGUAAUACAGGAGAAGGAUUGGAUCAUAUUAACUUGGAAGAACCAGAAGUAACUGAAAAAAGAGAGACAAAUGAGAGUGGUGAUAAAACUAAAAAAAGGAAGGCAUCAUCAAUUACAACUGAAAAGGAAAAAAGUAAAGUCAGUACUAGUUUAAGGAUCACAUCAUCAAUUGAGAGAAUUGCAGAAGCUGUGGAAUUGCGUUCUGCAAUUAUUGUGGGGUCAAAAGACACUCCACUCAGUAUUAAGAGUGUUAUGGAUGUUGUUCGUAAUUUACCUGGUAUGAUUAUUGGUAGUGAUUUAUGGUGGAAAGCGAGUAUGUUACUAGUCAAGCAAUCAAUGAGAGAAAUGUUUUUAGCACAAGAAGACCCAGAGUUGCAAUUGCUAUGGUUAGAAAAGAUGUUCGAACUACACAAAGACUAGAGAUAUAAGAUGUUUUAGUUUUUGUAAUUAUUUUUUGUGCAUAUUUUGAUUAUCCUAACCUGUUUUUGGGAUCUCUAUGUAACAAUAUAUACAUGAACUGCUUUCCUCGGAGACUAACCUGGAAAAGGAGAAAAGAAAUAGACAGCUUUAGUUAUUGGCAGAAAGAAAAAAAGGCGCUCCCACAAAAGGAAAUGUCUCUACUUAUCGUUGAGGCAUUUGAUUCGUUAGAUUGAAAGAUCAUACCUGUAUGCUUCUUGGGAAUUUCAAAUCCUUGUGUAAUAUAUUUGAGAAUGUCUUUUGCCUUGUCUUUCCCCUGAAUGGUGUGUAACCAUACAGCAUUUCAUGUAAAAGAAUGCCUGCUAAACAUUUCAUGUAUAUAAGUUGUUAUUAAUUAUGUAAUGUUUGUUUGGAAAUGAAGUUCUUAUUAGAUAA
Messenger RNA from Nicotiana tabacum (common tobacco), 1575 nucleotides. Its product is annotated as L10-interacting MYB domain-containing protein. The record is from RefSeq and is a predicted model, not a curated record. NCBI's taxonomy places the organism in Eukaryota, Viridiplantae, Streptophyta, Magnoliopsida, Solanales, Solanaceae.